Molecule: messenger RNA, 1293 nt
Organism: Dicrocoelium dendriticum
Lineage: Eukaryota; Metazoa; Platyhelminthes; Trematoda; Plagiorchiida; Dicrocoeliidae
Source: the annotation of a GenBank genome assembly
AUGCUAUAUCUUCUCGCCGAUAUUGUGAACAAAGGGGUUAACAACGAUGACUGUGUAAUGCGUGUGAAGCGUGGUGAUGCUCAGCAGUUGAAUAAAAAACAUGCACCAGAGAAACAAGGUAAAACUGGGCCAGAUACGACGAAGCACGUUACACAAAACCAGCCCAAGCCGUCGGGUGUUGAUACCAAGAAGGAUAUUGAGGAUAAGCAAGAGAAGAAAUUCGCUAGGGAAAAGCGCAAAGUUGACAACAUCAGCACACGAAAAACCUCAACGCGACCAAAAAAUCAGGAGGCGGAUAGCGAAAGUAUCCAGGCUACGGAGCCUAAGACCACUCCCGGUCCUACCGGUGGGACGAUUGCUGAUUGCAGUGGGCGACAGUCCGUUCAACCACAAGAUGCAUCGGUAAGACCGGACAGCAGAAAUGUUUUCACAAUGGAAGGGAUGGGCGAAGAGGAGGCGCGAUCGACCGAGUCAACCCAACCGAUGGUCAGACCAUCGUCUGCAAAGGGAAUGCGGUCUCGAAAAGAAGAACCUGCCACAGAAACUCUGCCCUCCGAGGAAGACCAACAAAGGCCAAUUAUAACUCCAAAUGCUCGCCUUGCGCCCCCGCGUCCAAAGCGAAACCUUGACCAGAUAACCGAAGGUGGCGGCAUGAUUAAUGGACCACUGGGGUCCGCAGUAUCCACUCUGAUUAUUCCAGAAUCGCAUCAUGAAUCCGAUGACGCUGAUGAUGACCAGUUUGUAGUCGAGGAAACCAUCCGCGAUAGGUGUAAUUUGGGACCAUUCACCUUUCCCGUGGACGAGGAAGAUAAAGGAGAUCACGGUGGUCUAGUGUCCAAAAUGCUGCAGUCCAAGAAGGAUUUCGAAACUGGCAACCUGUUACCCCAUACAAAAUUUGACCUCAAGCCGGUCAGCCACAUUGACGAAACUGCACGGCAGCGUGAAAGAGCUCAAGUUGAAAAGGAGAUGGAAAAGCUUUGUGCGGCUUUGCAAUCCCUUUCUCGUUCUGCUUUACCUCUCGGUAAAUUGAUGGAUUUUGUACAAGAAGAUCUGGAAAGUAUGCAACAAGAAUACGAGCGGUGGACUGUUGAAAACCAAGAACUACAAAUACGCUUACGUCAAGAAGAAAGCCUGACCCAGUCAUCGAUCGAUCCACUUCGCUCCCAGUUGGCGGAAUUGCGACAGCAGUGUGCGGAACAUCGCAAAGCCAUAGCCAGCUGCAGUGCAAAAAUCCUGACAAACGAAGAACGCAUUCGAGAUAUGCUCUCAAGAUCAGUGGAAAUAGUACACUAG